AUGAGUGAACGAAGAUUGGAAAAGAAAGGAGGUAGCAUAGUAACAGUAGUUACUGAUUUCAUGUCUAGUAAUAGUAAUAUAUCCACAUGUAUUUCCCAUAAUAAUUCUAGCGAGGGUGAAAUAAGUGAAAGGGAAGAUGAAAUCAGUGAAAAUAGUACAAAUAUAAGCAACGUACAAAAAGAGAAAAGAAAAAGACUCAAUUCCUUAGGAAGCGGCUCAGACAAAGGAGAAAUUAAACGUGCCAAAGAAAUGGACACAUACCACAAAGAACUAGUUCGAUCAUCGGACACAUUAACUGAACAGAUGAAAAAAAUGGAGGCGGAAAAUAAGCGCCUAAUGAAUCAAAUCCAUCAAAUGCAAGAAGAAAACAAGUUCCAAAUGGUCAAACUAGAAGAGAAAAUAACCGGCAAAGAUCAAGAAAUACAGAAACUAACUCAAAAGCUACUUGAGAUGAUAGACAAACAUGCAGAAAAGGAAAAGCUGAUUUCAAAAUCGAACGAAAAACCAACGCAAGCUGAAAAACAAACGCAGAAGAAAACGACGGUAGAAGAACGAACAAAUAUGCAUGAAAAGGGAAGACGUAAAACUUCUGCUAAUAGUCCAAAUAAAGAAAACUUGAUUGAAAUGGAAAACAACAAUGCUGAAUGGACAACCCAGCAGCACCAGAAGAAAAAACAAAACAAAAAAACCGAAAUAACAGAAAAAAACGUCACAGAAGAAGAACCGAAAAAUAUUAGCGCUGCUGAAAAGCAGACAUUAAUAAUACAAAAGAGAAAUGAAGAAAAUAGAGAAAAUAAUAGAAUUGAAUAA
Molecule: messenger RNA, 810 nt
Organism: Diabrotica virgifera virgifera (western corn rootworm)
Lineage: Eukaryota; Metazoa; Arthropoda; Insecta; Coleoptera; Chrysomelidae
Exons: 3
Coding region: 1-810 (269 amino acids)
Source: RefSeq, a predicted model, not a curated record